AUGCCCACAGUCCUCCUCCCACCCAAAAGAGCCGUCGUCCCACUCGCUCAAGGCCGAUGGGCACAGUGCGUUUCUCGAAACCAACUGCGCACGUUGCGCUCGUCUCCAGCUCACGACGCAGAGGAAAUAGAAUUUAAUGGGAAUGAUAAUGACUUUAUUUUAUCAAUUUUGCGCGCAAAGCCUUCCAUCAGGGAUACAAAGUCGUAUCUUGCCUCAAUCAAUUCCCUUCCUCCUUCUCCCGCCGCCUCGUUGCAGCGAGCCACAACGGACAAGCCAGCUGUUGACUCGACAGCCACCUUGAGCCCACCGUCUCAAGCACAGACCAAUGCACAAGUUCACCCACCAUCCCUUAUUCAAGAGCUCAUUGAUCCCGUGCACCGACGAACCGCACUUGUCAAACUCCAAGGUCCCUUUUCGGAUCGUCAACUCGAGAGCAUUGCCCGUGGAAUCGUCUAUCUCGAAAAGCUCGGCCUCGUGUCUGUCAUCGUCGUAGACAACGACACCUGGGAGUCUGGAAGUGAGUGUAAAAAAGAAGACGUCGUCGAAGAGACGAUGCGAGUGGUGGCUUCCCUCGAAGCCCAGGGCGCACGGGCCCGUCCCGUACUGGACAGUAUCGUACGACUAGGCCCAAACCCACAAGAUGAGGGUACCGAGGAUUCCGAACGGCAAGGAUAUUGGACGCCAGAGGCGCAUGCCGUGCCCGAAGACUUGGUCGCGGUUCGUUCUGCGUUGCAUUCGGGCGAAAUCCCUGUGCUCCCACCAGUAGCUCUGGACUCGUUUUGCAGAUCUGUUAGAGUAUCUGCCAACGAUAUCAUUGCUGCGUUGACGCGCACUAUGGUACAAAUGGGCUCCUCACCCGUGCCUGGCCCAGCAGCGUCCCAGGUGGAUAUGACACCUCUUCGAUUGAUGAUCAUCAAUAGAGAAGGUGGCAUACCAUCCUAUGCACGUUCUGGUCUCCCUCAUCUCCUCGUCAAUCUGGCAUCAGAGUACGAACAUAUUCACGACUCGUUUCUACCACAGUGGAAAAUAUCACACCCUACCGCUCUCGCUAAUCUCGCACUGGCUAGGGCGUGCCUGUCGUACAUGCCUCGCACCUCCUCCGCCAUCAUGGUCUCCCACCGUUCUCCCUCCUCGCUCAUCGCCAACCUCAUCACGAAUAAACCGGCGCAAUCUUCCUCACUCCCACACGCGCUCUUGCAUGGAACCAGAAAGCUCACCCCGCACACACCGACGCUGUUUCGGUUUGGACUUCCUAUCCGUGUGAUCCGAGACCCCAAGGAGAUUGACAAGGCGAAGAUGACAGCACUCCUGGAGCAAUCGUUUGUAAAGACCCUCGACUAUAACGCGUUUUGGGAUCGGGUCGACAGGAAGUUGGACUUUGCCAUUAUCGCUGGAGACUACGAAGGCGGCGCUAUUGUCACUCGAGAGACGCUCCCACCCUCUCAACCUGGUGAAGAGCCACGGUCCAUGGUGUAUCUCGACAAGUUUGCUGUGCUUCCUUCGCACCAGGGAGACGGGACCGUCGACUUUUUGUGGGUCGCAUUGCAUGACGAGUCGUACGGUCUCGGUACGCCCUUUGCGCGCAAUUUCCUCGAGGGGAGUAUGCAAGGGUUCGGCCAGGGCCAAGACCUCGUCUGGCGGUCUCGUGCGGAUAACCCCGUCAACAAGUGGUACUAUGAGCGCAGCUCGGGCCACUUGCGCAUCGGAUCCAAGAAGGAGUGGGUCUUGUUCUGGUGUGAUGCAGAAAGUCGGCUUCGCAAGAUGGAGAGUUCAAUUAGAGCUGGUGGAGAGGACGGAUCAUGUCCUCCGGAGAUUGUGAGAGGCAAGAAUGGUCAUGUUAUGCGGGGACCUCCAUUUGUGGCGGAGGAGGAGCAAGGAAGACUUGGAAAGUGGGCCAGGGUUGUGGGAAAUAUUCCGUCGAGUUGGAUCAAGAAAUAG
This is a messenger RNA of Serendipita indica DSM 11827, 1938 nucleotides long. NCBI's taxonomy places the organism in Eukaryota, Fungi, Basidiomycota, Agaricomycetes, Sebacinales, Serendipitaceae. The record is from the annotation of a GenBank genome assembly.